UUUGUAAUUAUGCAAAAUUAAUAUAUUUUUAUUAUUAUCUAGGGUCACACUAAUAGUGACAGUCUGGCAUCUUCGCUGAAAAUUCAAUAUGACGCGUUAUCGUGAAUGGGAUUUGGCCUGUAAAGUGUAUGUUGGAAACUUAGGAUCAUCGGCGUCAAAAUAUGAGAUCGAAAAUGCCUUUAGCAAAUAUGGUCCAUUGAAAAACGUAUGGAUAGCACGCAAUCCUCCUGGAUUUGCAUUCGUUGAGUUCGAAGAUCGAAGAGACGCAGAGGAUGCUACCCGAGCACUAGAUGGAACGCGUUGUUGUGGCACUCGAAUCCGUGUAGAAAUGUCUUCAGGACGCUCCCGUGAUCGAUCUCGGCGUGGCGCCGCUGAAGGUAGCUCCAGUAGUGGCGGACGCAGUGGAGGACGACUUAGGCUCAAUCCUUCUACUCUUGAACUACCUCCUACUACUACAAGAACAGCAAAAACACCUGUGCGAUUCUUCCAAUCUUCUCUACCAUAAUGCUCACAAGCACAAAAUCAACCAACAAGUUUACAAAUGAUCGCCGAUCCGGAACUUCCGAUGUCUAUAUAAUGCAAAAUUUUUGAAACCAUCAAGAUAUCAGCAUUUCAACCUUGCACAAC
Messenger RNA from Drosophila navojoa, 627 nucleotides. It is a transcript of the gene Rbp1, whose product is annotated as RNA-binding protein 1. NCBI's taxonomy places the organism in Eukaryota, Metazoa, Arthropoda, Insecta, Diptera, Drosophilidae. Gene Ontology annotation, molecular function: RNA binding. The record is from RefSeq and is a predicted model, not a curated record.